AUGAUGAUGCGAGGCCUCGCGCUGCUUCUGCUGUCCUUCACUGCAGCCUUCGACGACGAGCACGUGCUCUCGCCGCGCUGCGCGGCGCUGUUCACGUCGCACGACGCCGCGACGCACCUGAGGCGCGACGACGCGUACCUGCUGCCCGUCGCGUCGGACGCGAACCGCACCUGCACGCACGACCUCUACCGGUCGCCCAAGACGGGCUCGACGGCGCUCUACAACCAGGUGCAGUGGGACGCGGCGCUGCGGAGCCACGUCUGCUGGUCGCUCGGCGCCCAGCGGAGCAGCGGCUGGCACACGCGGCCGGACGAGGCGCACGCGCGGCCCAUCGUCGUCGCGCUCCGCCACCCGGUGGAGCACUGGGCGUCGUCGACGCUGUUCUACGCGCGGCACGAGGUCGACGACAAGUGGUCGCUGCCCAACGGCACCGUCGACCUCGGCGCCGUCUUCGAGAGCUUCCGGUCGAAGGCGACGGCGGAGCACGGCAAGACGGGCCAGUCGAAGUACGUGCUGCGCCGCCCCGACUUCGACGACGUCGUCGUGUGCGUCGGCGGCGGCGCUCCGCCGAUCCACGAGCAGCUCCGCGACCGGUUCCGCGACCCGCGCAUCUGCGAGGUGCCCGUGGCGAACAAGCUCGGCCGCGACCAGACGCCCCUCGCGGCGGACGCGCGCGCGUGGCUCGAGGACUACUUCGCGUCGGACAUGGCCAUCUGGGCCCACUUCUGCGGGAGCCCCCCCGCGGCGCCCGUCGAGGAGUAUCCGAACGGGUCGAUGAAGGCGAUCCGCAUCCGGUCCAUCGGCGGGUCCAUCGAGUGGACGGACGUGCCGCGGCCCAUGCUGCCGGCGGCGGAGUCCAUCAGCGACAGGCUCGCCUCGGCGUCGCUGCGCGACAAGGACGUGGGCGCGGGCAUGGUCGUCGUGUCCGUGCGCAUGGCGGGCAUCUCCUACAGCGACUACCUGGGCAUGCACGGCAAGUACGAGAAGCGGCCCAAGACGCCCAUGUGCCCCGGCGCGGAGGCGUGCGGCGUCGUCGUCGCGGUCAUCAACAGCGCCAAGUUCAAGAUCAACGACAAGGUCGGCGUCGUCAUGCCCUGGACCUGCGGCACCUGCGCCGAGGAGCUCCUGCUGCACGGCGCGGGCGCGGCGUCGCCACUACCAGACUUCUCCGAGUUCGUGAGCCUGGGAAGCGACUACGUGACGGCCUACUUCGCCCUGGGCCACCGCACGCGGCCCAUCCUCAAGACGGGCUGGGACGGGAAGGCGCUCGCCGUGCUCGGCGCGAACGGCGGCGUCGGCGUCGCCGCCGUGGAGGUCGGCAAGGUGCUCGGCGCGUUCACGCUGCGGUGCACGACGAAGACCGACGGCGACGUGCGCAAGUCGGCGGCGCCGGACGGCGUCGUCGACGUGUCGCGGCGCGGCUGGCACGACCGGGUGCUCGAGGCGCGGCCCGGCGGCGUCGACAUCGUCUUCGACCCCGUGGGGGGCGACUACAUCUUCUCCGUGCUCCGCUGCAUGAAGGUCGGCGGGGCGCUGCUCACCGUGGGCUUCGCGAGCGGCAAGAUCCCGACGGUGUCGCUCGAGCACCUCCUGCAGCGCAACAUCGCGAUCCACGGCGUCUGGACGCGCGUACCGCGGCGUCCUUUUUCGUCGCCCCUCCAGUACCCCAAGGAGAUGGAGGACUCCGCGGCCCAGGUCGCGAAGCUCUGGGCCGAGGGCCGCGUCACGCCGGACGUCACGACGGUGCUCCCCAUGGACAAGUUCCGCAACGGCAUCGCCAUGCUCGUCGUCCGCGACUACCGGGGCAAGGUCUGCCUCUCCAUGGACCCGGACUACGCCGCGAAGACGCCGAGCAAGACGGAGCCGACGAUCCACCAGGCCGCGCAGUCGCGCGUGCCCGACGCAUCGAUCCCGGCGUCGCCGCUGCACGGCAGCAUGGCCUGGCGCGGCGUGCUGAACAACGUCUUCGAGAAGACGAACGGCCUCAUCGAGCGCGUGGGCGACGUCGUGGCGCCGGUCCAGUCGCCGACGCACGAGCUCCACAUCGCCAUCCGGCGCCACGACUGGGCGCGGACCGAGGAGCUCCUGCGGAGCAACUAUUUGGACGCGGGGUCGCUGAACCAGAUGGGGGGCGUCGGGGGCUUCGACUUCACGCCGCUCCACGUCGCCGCGGAGGCCGACUUCGUGCGGUGCGUCGAGUACCUCAUCGCGGAGGGCGCGGACGUCGACGUGAGAGACCGGCGGACGCACGAGACGCCGCUGCACAAGGCGGCCAAGGCCGGCGCGAGCCGCGCGGCCAAGUGCCUCGUGGAGCGCGGCGCGUCCGUCGUCGCGCGCGACGGUCGGCGGGGCACGGCCUACGACGUCUGCCGCGACCUCGGCCUCCGCCAGUGGCUCCUGCCUUUGCAGCUCCGCGCGGAGCAGGAGGGCGAGCCGGGAGUGGCCGCGCCGCCGCCGCCCAUGGGCGUCACGGGCCACGCGGCGCCGGCGCAGGCCCUCGACUUCGGCGCGCCGCCCGUGGGCCUCGGCGCGCCCGCGGCGCCCGCGGCCUACGCGCCGACGUCGGCGAGCGGCAAGUACGCCGCCGCGGACUUCUUCCCCGGCGCGCCGGCGCCGCCGCCGGCGCCCAUGCCCGUCAUGGCGCCCCCGGCGCCCAUGCAGCCCAUGCAGCCGAUGCAGCCGAUGCAGCCCGCGGCGCCCAUGCAGCCCAUGGCGCCCGCGGCUCCCAUGGCGCCCGCGGCGCCGAUGGCGCCGAUGCAGCCGGCCGCUCCCAUGGCGCCCGCGUCCUUCGGCGCGCCGCCGCCGUCGCCGCCCGCCGCGCCCGCCGCGCCGCCCGCCGCGCCGCCGCCGCACCCGGCCGCCAUGGCGCCCGAGCCGGACCCGCCGGCCUUCGUUCCGCCGCCGCCGUCGCCGAGCGCGCCGCGGCCGGCGUUCGUGCCCUUCACGCCGUUCUCGCCGGCCGUGAACGUCGCCGCCGCGGCGCCGCUCCGGCCCCAGGCGGCGCCCCUCGCGCCCCAGCCGGCGGCGCCGCCGAGCUUCGCGCCCCAGCCCGUCGCGCCCGCCGCGCCGGGCCCGCCCGCGGGCCUCGCGCCGCCGCCGCCGCCGCCGGGCGCCGGCGCGCCGCCGCCGCCGAUGCCGGCCGCGCCGGGCGAGCAGCCCGUCGGCGACGCGCGCUACAGCUUCUGCUCCAAGCGCGUCGACGCCAUCGGCCGCCGCUACGCCGACGGCUUCCACUCCUCGGCCAGCGACCCCAGCCUCAAGGCCAAGUACGGCCACACGAUGCCCGACUACAGCGGCCUCGCGCCGCCGCCGACCUUCGGCGGGCCGCCGCCGCCGCCGCCGGCCUACUGACGCGGCGGCGCCCCCUGCACACACACACACACACCGCGCUCGUCGUCGUUUUAUACUCAUCCA
Messenger RNA from Aureococcus anophagefferens, 3414 nucleotides. RefSeq lists its product as hypothetical. The transcript is spliced from 6 exons. NCBI's taxonomy places the organism in Eukaryota, Pelagophyceae, Pelagomonadales, Pelagomonadaceae. The record is from RefSeq and is a predicted model, not a curated record. The annotation marks the transcript as partial.